AUCGGUGAAUCCAUUUCCUUUCCCUUUUCCCCCCGUCUAUGCUUACUGCUUCUUUCCGUCCGCCCAGCGGUGGCUGGUACUGUCGUCCUCCGCCCCCAAUGCAGCGCCGCGGCCGCUCACGCCAAAUAUCGCCAGUGGCACUAGCCAGGCAGGCAUCCGAAGAACGGAGACUACAUCAUUUAUGUGCCGAGAAACAGCGGGAAGCAGAAAUUGCUAGACAUACAAACUUCUUUGUGCCACAGACACAUCUCUUACCCAAGUUAGAGGAGGCGGACCCUUCAUCGACGUAUCCACAGGAGCAACGUUGUGGUUCAGACGCAUCAUCAGUGGUUCGCUCUCCUUCACGUUCUACACACUCCAAGGCCGCCUCCAUGAAGUCGGCGGACAAAUCUCCUUCGUCUACCCGCUCUUUAUCCCCGACUGCUUCAGGGUCUCUAGGGUCCGCUGAAUCAUCAGCACCGUCUUCUAUCUCCCUUGACUCAUAUGACUCGCCUCCCUCACCCCCCCAAUCACUUGAGGACCAAGUACAAGUGGCUUAUGCGUUGGAUGACAUCCGUCUUGCCAAGAUCCUACUUCUUAAACUUAAAGGGAUCGAAGUCACCUCGGACAAUGAUCCUCGGAUAGAUGAAGUUCAAGAUGAGGAUUUCGACAUGUGCUUCGUACCAUCAGGUCCGCUCAAGCUUGAAGAACCUGAAUUGCUUGUUGUCCAAGAAACUCGACGGAGACAGCAACAGAAGUGGGAGGAGGCUCAACGAAGACAACGCUUGCGCAUGUGCGAAAGGAUUUGGGAGCAGGAGAAACACCGUCUACACACCGAGCGACUUCGCGCUAUUCGCCGCCGCGAGGAGGAGAUUGCUGUAGAGGAAGAGCGAAAGCGGAUAGCAGAGGUUCACAAGCGUCAAGAGGCAGAGCUCGCUCUUCGACAGCGUUCCACGCGGGUGGGGUUCUCGAUGGCUCAACGUCACACUGUAUCUUAUGGUAAAUUGUCGCAGGCACAGCUUGAGAGAUGCUCUUCGAAGCGUGACGAAGAUCCAUUUCAGUACAGCUUCAUGCGGCCCAUGAAUUUGAGCACAACCCCACCCAAGCGUGGUCUCACAUCCCCGAAACCCCUCCGUAAUGACACCACGCCGAAACCUUCAGGUGGCCAGCAGCGCACGGUGUCGUUCAAGGAGGUCAUGUCCUCUAUGGACGGUAAGCUGUUCCCCCUCGACGCAGCUGAGCGGGCGGAAGAGGCGAGGCGUAUUGCAGGAAUCAGUACUGUCUCCAGCCCUUCGCGGCACCAUCAUAACUCUGCGCGAUCUGAUUUACUGCUGAACCUGCUGCAUGUAGUCGAGUGGCAGGAAGGAGAAAGGAGAAAGGCGAAAGGCAAGAACGUGGAACGACCUGCGCAGCUUCUCGAGCAAUCUCCGCUCUGCAGCACUCCUGCCCCUAUACCUUCGAUCCCUUCGACUGACUCGAUACCCCCAAUGUCAUCUUCUAUUGCUACGUCUCGAUCGAACUCUUGGCUGUCCUUUGGCAGUUGGCGCUCGUCGGUAACAGACAUUACGUCUCCCGAAGCAUCUUCGCCUGUCACCGACUCGCCCAAGUGCUCCACGUCAUCUCUGCAGCUUCCCACUUUCUAUGACAGUCAGCGAGAUUUGAGCCCGCGCUCCUCCUUCGUCCGUGUUUCGCUCGAUGAAACGCCACUAUCGCCAUUCAAGGCUCAAAGACAUACUCGGGAGGUGCAAUUGUCUCGACCUACUGUCGAGGUACCUUCAUUAGCAGGUCAGUCUCGUGGAUUGGAGAGCAUGGGGAAAUCGCUGGUUCGACAUGUCAGUCGUUCUGUUCAUGGGAUAGUCGAUGUGGCGAAAGGACUUCAAUCAGCCUACAUCUCUACGACCAUGUUUUCCGUUGGCGCCGCUCCCUCCCUCUCUUGUACGUUUUCACACUCUCGAGCCAGCUCCUCCAACAGAAGGAAUUUCCGACCCUACGGCUACCGUGCUCGCCCAGGUGACGUGAAGAAAUUUACCUCUCUCACCACACCAUCACCAAUAGCCACCUCGCCUGAGCCGAUUCACUUUAUUCCUCUCGUAUCUCCUUUCCCACCGGGUAGUGCAUUAGUUGUACAUCGCUCGGCGGCUUCUCACUCCCUCAUCGUCCCUUCGCCCCUUCGCCCUCGCACUCCCCCCACUGCGCUCGCUUAUCGCAUGCGCCCCGUCGCGAACCCCGAACUCCUUCGUUUACGUGCACUCCAGAAUCUGAUGUAUUUGCGGGGCAAAGAAUGGGAAGGCCGCGGACGAGAAGGCGGGCUCGGCUGCGGUAAAGAGCGUAUGCUUGGCGUUGCCUUUGAAGGCCGGGGGCCGAGCGGCCUAGGGUGCGAGAUCCGCUUUGUUAUCGCGUGAUAACUUCCCUCCUCUGGUGGGACUUAUGUGUGUGGUGGUAUCUGGACUUUAUAAUCAGUUAUGCGUUGUUUAAUCCUAAUUGCUGGAACGGGACCUUCCAUUUUAGUUUUGUAGGAGUGCGAGGAGCGGAGUGGUGGUAGUGAUGAUCUAGGUGGUCCAUCUGUUGUCUGUAUCUAUAGAAUGGUUUUUAGCUGACGAUACCCUCGCACCACGAGCACGUACAUAUGAUUUUUUCUUUCUCCCUUGUCCAUAUUAUAUACCUGACCGGCGCUCUUCCAAUUGCGAUAUCCCAUCCAUCUAGACUUACCGCUUCCUUGUCUUGCGAUUCCUCCUACGUACUUCGUAUCUGCUUCGCCAUAGAGAGUUGAUCGAAUGCAAUCUCUUGUUUGUUCGUUU
Messenger RNA from Suillus discolor, 2777 nucleotides. RefSeq lists its product as uncharacterized. Lineage: Eukaryota; Fungi; Basidiomycota; Agaricomycetes; Boletales; Suillaceae. The transcript has a single exon. The coding region runs from base 39 to 2381 and encodes 780 amino acids. The record is from RefSeq and is a predicted model, not a curated record.